AUGGAAGAAGCAGAUCAAGAAAAAACUGCUUUCAUCACAGACCGAGGACUCUACUGUUAUAAGAUGAUGCCUUUCGGUUUGAAGAACGCGGGAGCCACUUAUCAGCGACUGGUGAACAGGAUGUUUCGGAGUCAAAUUGGCAGAAACGUUGAGGUGUACGUAGAUGACAUGCAGGUUAAAAGUAUCCAGGCAGCCAAACACAUAGAAGACCUCCGAGAAACUUUCCAGACUUUGAGAAAGUACAAGGUGAAGCUUAACCCUAUGAAGUGUGCCUUCAGAGUUUCUUCAGGAAAAUUUUUGGAGUUCAUGGUAUCACAGAGGGGUAUCAAAGCAAAUCCAGAGAAGGUCAAGGCUGUCCUUGAGAUGGAGGAACCGAGAACAACGAAACAACUCCAACGGCUGACAGGAAGAAUUACGGCCUUGAAUCAAUUCAUGUCACGGUCAACAGAUAAGUGCCUUCCCUUCUUUAAAAUUUUGAGAAAAGCGUUUACGUGGAGUGAGGAAUUAUCCCUCUCAGCGGUAAGCUCGACUUUAGUUAGAGAAAAUGCAGGGAUUCAAAAAUUAGUCUACUUUACGAGUAAGGCACUUCACGGAGCAGAGGAAAGAUAUCUCCGGAUCGAAAAGUUGGUGUUCGCUUUAAUUGUCUUGGCCAGGAGAUUGAGGCCAUACUUUCAGGCUCAUGCUAUUCGAGUCUUAACAGAGUAUCCGAUGAAGAAGACAACUAUCAAGGGGCAGGUUCUGGCAGAUUUCUUAGUAGAAUUUUGCAACAUCCCCGAAGCGGAAGAACUUCCAAAAGAAUUAACCUGGGUUGUGUAUGUGGAUGGUUCCUCGGCACGGGGCAGAAGCGGGGUAGGUGUCCUCCUCAGGAAUCUUGAAGGUCAAGAGUUCGGUUUUGCUAUAAAACUGGACUUUGUCACAACGAAUAAUGAAGCAAAAUAUGAAGCCGUAAUAGCAGGUUUGGCAUUAUCCCGAGAGAUGGGAGCAAUUAAUGUUGAAAUUCGAAGUGAUUCUCAAGUAGUGGUGGGCCAAGUUCAAGGACAAUUUGAAACACAAGAAGAUCGAAUGGCCAUAUAUCUGGACCAGGUGCGCCAAUUCCAAUCUUAUUUUGAAAGGGUCGUUAUCACAAAGAUACCUCAGGAGGAAAAUAUCCGAGCAGAUGAAUUCUCAAAGUUUGCAUCAGGAACAAAUGAAGAGAUUGAAGCGUCAAGACGACAGAUUAUUGUUUUGACCGAGCCAUCGAUAACCUCGAAGACUAACGUCAUGGAAGCAGAUACAACGCCGAACGAACCAAAAUGGGCUACAGAGAUUAUUCAAUUUCUGAGAAACGGGUUGUUACCCGAAGACAAGGUUGAGGCUCGGAAGGUGAAGAUUCAAGCAACACGAUUUUGCCUCCUCGAAGAAGUACUAUAUAAAAGGGGAUACUCCGAACCCCUACUCAAAUGCCUCUUUAAGACCGAGGUAGAUUAUGUUCUUAAGGAAAUCCAUGAAGGUGUGUGCAGAAACAAUUCGGGAGGAAGGAUGCUGGCACAAAAGACCAUCCGAGCAGGUUAUUAUUGGCCUACGAUUAGUAAGGAUUCAGCUCUUCUUGUAAAGCAUUGUGACAAAUGCCAGAGGUUCUCAAGACUUAUGAAGACAGCGCCCGAGAAGUUUACUAAAUGGGCAGAAGCAGAAGCCCAAUGCCUUUUCCUUUGGAAGUCGGUGGUGUGUCAGUUAGAAAUCCCUCAUGCGUUUGUCACAGACAAUGGGAAACAGUUUGACUGUGAACCAUUCCGGAGGUGGUGUUUAGAACUUCUUAUCCGAAACUACUAUGUCUCGGUACUGUAUCCAAAGGCGAACGGGCAGGUGGAGGCCACAAACAAGACCCUAGUAAGGACAUUGAAGAAAAAGCUUGAAAAGAAGAAAGGACCAUGGGUUGAAUAUAUUCCAGAGGUGCUCUGGUCGUACCGAACCACAAGGAGAACUCCAACAGGCGAGACGCCAUUUUCACUCACCUUUGGGACUGAGGCUGUGAUACCAGCCGAAGUGGGAUCCCCGAAUUUUCGUUUAGCUUACUACAAUCCCGGGCUCAAUGACGAAAAAGCCAAGUUACAUCUAGAUCUUUUACAGGAGAAAAGAGACGACUCUCAAGUUACAUGGGCAGCAUAUCAGAAUCGAACAACUCGGUACUUCAAUAAAUUGGUGGUCCCUAAAAAUUUUUAG
Messenger RNA from Alnus glutinosa, 2199 nucleotides. RefSeq lists its product as uncharacterized. The transcript has 4 exons. NCBI's taxonomy places the organism in Eukaryota, Viridiplantae, Streptophyta, Magnoliopsida, Fagales, Betulaceae. The coding region runs from base 1 to 2199 and encodes 732 amino acids. Gene Ontology annotation, molecular function: nucleic acid binding; RNA-DNA hybrid ribonuclease activity. The record is from RefSeq and is a predicted model, not a curated record. Gene Ontology annotation, biological process: DNA integration.